This is a messenger RNA of Archocentrus centrarchus (flier cichlid), 1857 nucleotides long. It is a transcript of the gene rassf7a, whose product is annotated as Ras association domain family member 7a. The transcript has 6 exons. Gene Ontology annotation, biological process: signal transduction. The record is from RefSeq and is a predicted model, not a curated record. The coding region runs from base 411 to 1730 and encodes 439 amino acids. Lineage: Eukaryota; Metazoa; Chordata; Actinopteri; Cichliformes; Cichlidae.
CAGAUCUCAGCUGUGGUGAGGGCACCCGGUAGAAGCACAUUCCUGAGGCAGCCUGCGACGAAAAGGCAGCAGGACGGAGUGGAGGAGAAGUCGCGACAUCCUUUAAUUCUCUUUGUGACCACAUAAGACUGCCUCUCACCUCCACUCGGCUUGCACGCUUCUCACACAGACACUCGCUGGCUGCCUCACACACCAGCUGCUCAACCAGCUCUGCUGCCCUGUCAGAAGUAAAGGAUUUCACAGAGACGGAAAGAAUAAGAAACAGACUGAGGAAAAAGAUUGAAAUCACUGGAGAGAAGGAAAAGCUUCUCUUUCACUCGAGGUAGUGCCAUGCAGUGGUAAGCUGAGUAAAGCCAAGCUGAACUGAUCUGUUUUUGAAGGCCUUCUUAUCCCUCACCUGUCGAUCCCAGAUGGAGCUCAAAGUGUGGGUGGAUGGAGUUGUACGGGUUGUAUGUGGUCUAUCUGAGGAGACUUCCUGCCAGGAUGUGGUCAUUGCUCUGGCACAGGCCAUUGGUCAGACAGGCCGUUAUGUUCUUAUCCAGCGUCUAAGGGACACAGAAAGGCAGCUGCUGGCCACAGAGAGGCCUCUAGAGUCUCUGGCAAAGUUAGGCCAACAUGGCAAUGAAGUUCAGUUCUUUCUGCGCCGCACGGGCCCCAGCAGCAGUGAUGGACCUAACUCAAAACAAGAAAGAGCUACUCCCCUUCCAUUGCCCAAGCAUCCUGAACCAGAGCCUUCAAAACGUAGCCAGCCUAAAAAAGCCCUGACCUUUAGUUUGGGGCCAUCCACUUCUCCUAAAACCAAGGCCAAACAAUUUAAUAGGCCUCCUCGGGACUCCCCAGAGCAAAGAGCCUCCCCCUCUCCUUCAUCCAGCCCUCUGUCUCCUCAUGUGUCAUCCCCUUCUCCCUCACUACCUUCAAAAGAUGAGGUCUUCAGGAAAGUUCUUCAGCAACAGGAGAGACUGAGGGCCAUUGAGGCCCAGCUAGAAGCCUUAGAGAGGGAAUCACACACCUGGGAGCGUCCCUACCCAUCUCCAUGUCCCUCACCAGUCUCUGAUGCACACUUGCAAGAAGAGAUGGGUGUUUUGGAGCAAGCAAUGCGGAGAAACCAGGCAGAACUCGCACAUGAGCAGUACUGGGAGGAGGAGCUUAAAGCAGAGGUAGAAAGGGAGCGAGGAAUGAGAAGGAAACUUGGGGAGCUCCAUGCAAAGCUAGAUGACUGUGGACGGCGACUCCAUGAAUUUUCAGUUCGCUCUGCUCAACUAGAGCAAGAGAUCCAGCGGGAAACCCAGGCACAAGGGAAAGCCAAGGGGCCUGAGGAGUCACUUGAUGCUAUAACGGAAGAGCUAUGGAGUCAAGAGAGACAUGGGACAGAACUAGAGGAACAGCUAUCUGAGACUGACAGGGCUUUGGAGAAAGCAGAGUCUCUGCUGCAGGCGAAGCAGGAUGAGCUGGAGGAGUUGAAUAAGGAGCUGAGGCAGUGUAACCUGCAGCAGUUUAUUCAACAAACAGGUGUCCUGCCUGGUCACACCAACUCACGCACAGAGCUUCAGGAGCAACUGGAGCAAUUUCUACAGGAUGGAUACAAGAAUGACCACAACUUAACUUCGGUUGAAUUUCCACCUCGUCCUACUGCAAAGCAGUUCCUGGGACAUCCACGCAAUCUUCAAAACCCUCUGGUGUCCAGUCUCAACCCUGAGGUCCUGACAUCCCGAGACUCGUCAUGGAGAUAAAACAUGGACCACAGGGCCAAGGGAAAGUUGUUCACUGUUCUGUCACCAUCACCUCUUAUUUAACUCUUUGUUUUGUAACACUCAUCUAUUUUUUCAACCUACCAUGAUAUAUAUAUAUAUAUAUAUA